Nanorana parkeri is the source of this 4623-nucleotide messenger RNA. It is a transcript of the gene SEMA6D, whose product is annotated as semaphorin 6D. The coding region runs from base 313 to 3570 and encodes 1085 amino acids. Gene Ontology annotation, molecular function: chemorepellent activity; semaphorin receptor binding. Gene Ontology annotation, biological process: neural crest cell migration; negative regulation of axon extension involved in axon guidance; negative chemotaxis. The transcript is spliced from 19 exons. The record is from RefSeq and is a predicted model, not a curated record. NCBI's taxonomy places the organism in Eukaryota, Metazoa, Chordata, Amphibia, Anura, Dicroglossidae.
AGCCCAAAUCUACAUGUGUGCUGCAGGAUCACAGGGCUGGGGGUGGAUCCCUUCCCUGGCGCUGGCUUAUUGGUAAGCAGCCUAGUGAUCUUUUGAUGGAUUGACUUAGAGAUGGAUCGAAUUACACCGUUUGCCUUCUCUCAGUUUGUUUUUCUCCUGGCUUGCCCUGCUGCUGCUGCUGCUGCUGGCAGGCUUCUAGUGACUUUACUAUCCUAUGAAGGAAGCAACAGCAGCAAGAAGAAUAGCAGAUCGGUUUCCCUUAAGAGGUGAAACCUCUUCUUGAAACCUAAGGAGCCAUCCUUUUAAUGAACCAUGAAGCUCUAUGGGCUUCUUGCCGGGAUUGUGCUGGUAAUGGUGUCUUUGGUCUAUGCAGUUAGCUUUCCUGAAGACGAUGAACCUAUCAACAUUGUAGAUUACCACUAUUCAAGGCAAUAUCCAGUAUUUAGAGGACGCCCUUCAGGCAAUGAAUCACAGCACAGCUUGGACUUUCAACUGAUGUUAAAAAUUCGAGACACACUUUAUGUUGCUGGAAGAGAUCAAGUUUAUGCCGUUAAUUUAAAUGAAGUGCACAAGACUGAAAUUACACCAAGCAGAAAGUUGACGUGGAGAUCGGGUCAAGCAGACCGAAAGAAUUGUGCAAUGAAAGGCAAACACAAGGACGACUGCCAUAACUACAUCAAGGUUUUUGUUCCAAGAAAUGAUGAGAUGGUCUUUGUCUGUGGUACAAACGCUUUCAAUCCCAUGUGCAGAUAUUACAGGUUAAGUACUUUGGAAUAUGAUGGGGAAGAAAUUAGUGGCUUGGCAAGAUGCCCAUUUGAUGCCAGACAAACCAAUGUGGCUCUCUUUGCUGAUGGGAAGUUGUACUCGGCUACCAUGGCAGACUUCCAAGCCAGUGACGCCGUGAUCUAUCGGAGCAUGGGGGAUGGAUUUGCUCUGAGGACAAUUAAAUAUGACUCCAAGUGGCUAAAAGAGCCGCAUUUUCUGCACGCGAUAGAGUACGGCAGCUACAUUUACUUCUUUUUCCGGGAGAUUGCUGUGGAGCAUAAUAAUUUGGGCAAGGCUGUACAUUCCCGUGUUGCCCGUAUAUGUAAAAACGACCUAGGUGGAUCGCAGAGAGUCCUGGAGAAACACUGGACAUCAUUUGUAAAGGCAAGACUCAACUGCUCUGUUCCAGGGGAUUCUUUCUUCUACUUUGAUGUUCUGCAGUCUAUAACUGACAUAAUAGAAAUCAAUGGAAUUCCCACUGUUGUCGGAGUGUUUACUACACAGCUUAAUAGUAUACCAGGUUCAGCAGUUUGUGCUUUUACGAUGGAUGACAUUGAGAAAUCAUUCAGAGGAAGAUUUAAAGAACAAAAGACUCCAGACUCUGUUUGGACAGCUGUAUCUGAAGACAAAGUACCAAAACCAAGGCCUGGUUGCUGUGCAAGACAUGGCCAUGCUGAAGAUUAUAGGUCUUCCACUGAUUUUCCAGAUGACACUCUGGCUUUUAUCAAGUCUCAUCCCUUGAUGGACUCUGCAGUCCCAUCUAUCAGCGAAGAGCCUUGGUUCACAAAAACCCGUGUCAGGUACAGAUUGACUGCUGUUGCAGUUGACCAUCUCGCUGGCCCCUACCUUAACUACACAGUCAUCUUUGUGGGCUCUGAAGCUGGGAUUGUUCUAAAGAUCUUGGCCAAGACUAAUCCAUUUUCUCUGAAUGACAGUGUAUUACUGGAAGAAAUUGAUGCUUACAACCGUGCAAAAUGUUAUGGAGACACUGAUGAGGACCGGAGAGUCUUGUCCUUGCAAAUGGAUAAAGACCACCACUCCCUAUUUGUAGCCUUUUCAGGAUGCAUUGUCCGUCUGCCUCUUAGCCGCUGUGAGCGAUAUGGCUCAUGCAAAAAGUCUUGCAUCAGUUCAAGAGAUCCUUAUUGUGGGUGGCUAAACCAUGAAACCUGUGGCAGAGUGAAGCCUGGCAUGUUUUUUGGGUAUGAACAGGAUGUGGAACAUGGUAACACGGCACAGCUCGGAGACUGCCAUGAAAAAUUGCCUACUACAACUACACCAGAUUACAAAAUAUUUGGCGAUCCAACAUCUGACAUUGAAGUUCUUACUACUUCUGUAACCACAAUGACAAGUAGUCCAGUCAUUCUCCCUAAAGUGAUUGGUUCCUGGAAACCCAGAAUGACUGGCUCUCGGAAAUCUGUUCAAGAAGAUGACCCAAACUCAUCCGAUUAUACUGAUACAUUAACAGGUGUCCCAGAUGGUGUAAGGUGGGAAGUACAGUCGGGAGAAUCAAAUCAAAUGGUGCAUAUGAAUGUGCUGAUCACUUGCGUCCUGGCUGCAUUUGUUCUUGGAGCUUUUAUUGCAGGAGUUGUCGUCUACUGCUACAGGGAAAUGUUUGUACGGAAAACCAGAAAAAUACACAAGGAUGCCGAGUCUGCCCAGUCCUGUACUGAUUCCAGUGGAAGCUUUGCCAAACUUAAUGGUUUGUUUGACAGCCCUGUUAAGGAAUACCAACAAAGCAUUGAUUCACCUAAACACUAUACUAAUAUACUAACUAGUAGAAAGGAACUACCACCCAAUGGCGAAACCAAGGCCAUCAUGAUGGAUGUUCAAGGGCAGCCACCAGAACUAGCUGCACUUCCAACCCCUGAAUCUACACCAGUGCUGCAGCAAAAGAGCUUACAGCCCAUCAAGAACCAGUGGGAAAAGGCUCAAAACAAUUUGAAUAUUUCACGUAAAGAAACACCUCUUAAGAGUCCACAGUUUUUCCCUUCAAGCCCUCCCCCUCACUCUCCUCUUGCUCAUGGACAGAUCCCAAGUGCUGUUGUUCUUCCAAAUGCCACCCAUGAUUACAAUACUUCCUUUUCUAAUUCCAAUGCACACAAAUCGGACAAAAAGCUUCACAAUAUUGAGCAUUCUUUGGUUAAACAGCCAAGUAAAAGAGACCAUCGACGUUCUGUAGAUUCCAGAAAUACUCUGAAUGACUUUCUAAAACAUUUGAAUGAAUCUGGGGGGAAUCCCAAAGCUAUAAUGGCAGACAUUCAAGUAGCUCAUCAGAAUACCCACCAGACUCCACAUCAGACACUAAUGCUUGACACUAUGGGGAACAUGUCUGAAAUUCCACCUAAAGUUCCAAAUAGGGAGGCAUCCUUGUACUCUCCCUCUUCAACUCUUCCACGAAAUAGCCCAACAAAACGGGUGGAUGUGCCUUCUACCCCGAAUGGACAAAUGUCAUCUUUAGAAUCACAAAGAAGUUACCAUAAAAACUCUUCACAGAGGCAUUCAAUAUCAGCAAUGCCCAAAACUAUGAACUCACCAAACGGUGUCUUGAUUUCGAGACAACCUAGUGUUAAUCGAGGCGGAUAUAUGCCUCCAAGUCCUAACCCAAGGAUGGACUACAUGCAAGGAACACCUGUUAUAGUUCAUCAACAGACUUCCUUAUCACGGCAAAGCAGCUAUACAGGGCAUGGAACUCUCCCUCGUAUGGGAAUAAAGAGGACAACUUCCAUAAAGCCUGAUGUACCACCAAAACCUUCAUUUGCCCCACAAACUACAACAGUUAGACAGCUAAAUAAGUAUAGCUACUGAGACCUGUCAUCUUGUUUAAAAUGUGUAUGGUUAUAACACAUUGUGUUGUAAAAGAACCUGUAUGGCAGAGAGAAGCUUGCUUGCCGAACCAGUCCCCACAUGAGAGACCAAAGAAAUGGUCUUUAGUUUGGUAACAUUAGGUUUUGCCAAGACACGGGAACUGCAAACUAUGCUUGUAAUGAACAAAACAGAGGAAAGUGCUGGUCAUUUUGCUUCUUUUGUUGGGAGAUACAGUAAGUGGACAUGUAGCACAGUCGGGGCUACCUUGCAAUUACAAAAACCUGAUACAGUACUAAGAAUUGAAAUAUAUACUUGAAAAAAAAAACGGGCUUUCAUUUCAAACUGCCGCUCUGUGUAGUCAUCCCAUUAAAUGUGAACAUAUCAAUACAUAUGCAUUCACCUUGCCUCUUGCACAAGAGUCAGAAAAUCACCUUAGUUAAAGUCUGCAUUUUUAGGUGAUGUACCUUUUAUUAUUUGAAGUCCAAUACAUAUUGUUAGUCAUCUGUAGCAUCUCUGUAUGUCAUAAAUACUCCUGAUGUGUGCUUGUUUGGUAUGUGUGUUUUAGCCCCUCAUACACACAUACUUGUGCAAGUUAGGUUUCUCAUUGCAAUUUCUAUGCUGUGCAACUGUUUACAAUGAGGAUGACGAGACAAACAGAGCACUUCCUUCCACUAGUAUUCUACUGAGAGAGCAUCAGAGGGUUAACAUCCAUCUCUCUCCAGCUUUCCAGAUAAGUGACUUGGCUGAACAAGUCACCUUGUGCAAGAAUGUAAAGAUUUUUUAGAAUUGUUAUGCUGCUAUUAAAAAAUAUUGUGUAAUUCACUGGACAUGCAAGGGAGAAUCUGCAUUUAUGUAUAUUCAUGCUUGUUUACUCUUGGCAUCAGUUCAUAGCUGGGUGUACCUAGCCACUGUGAACCUCAUUGAUUAAAGCUGGUGUUGAAGGAAACUCACAAUGGCUAGUGUACUAGCAAAUCUGUUUUUGUACUUACAUCAAUUAAAAUGCAAGCCUCCUUUAAUGGAACUACUAGCUGUUCAGCACAAAAGAUUUAGGAA